AUGGUUUACGAAUGGUAUCAUUAUCAUCUCCUCCCCCUAUACCUAUUUGGCCACAUAGAUUUGUCGAUCAAAAUAAGAAACGAAUGGUUACGCCUUCAAAUAAAUUACAGCGGCGUGUAG
Messenger RNA from Brugia malayi, 120 nucleotides. RefSeq lists its product as uncharacterized. The record is from RefSeq and is a predicted model, not a curated record. Bases 1 to 120 code for a protein of 39 amino acids. The transcript is spliced from 2 exons. Lineage: Eukaryota; Metazoa; Nematoda; Chromadorea; Rhabditida; Onchocercidae.